Molecule: messenger RNA, 2455 nt
Organism: Fusarium oxysporum Fo47
Lineage: Eukaryota; Fungi; Ascomycota; Sordariomycetes; Hypocreales; Nectriaceae
Exons: 5
Coding region: 366-2096 (576 amino acids)
Biological process (GO): transmembrane transport; carbohydrate transport
Cellular component (GO): membrane
Molecular function (GO): carbohydrate:proton symporter activity
Source: RefSeq, a predicted model, not a curated record
CUUCUCUCUCUCUGCGCUUUGCUCUGCUUGUUCUCUGUUGCUGCUACGUACUGGUGCAGGUCGUGUGUGAGUGAAGAGUGGUUAUCAUUGUUGUCGCCCACAGAUUCUCUGUUGUUUUCUCGUGUCUCCUUGUGGUCCAUCUGAAGUGUCACCUUUCUCGCACACGUUGAACUUCAUACUCGUAUGACUUUGUUCAACAUUCCACCUCAUCACCACAUCAAGCGUAUUUGGAAAAGGUUUGAUCGUAUUGCUUGGCCCCUCUCCGUCCAUUGCAGUGCUCUCCAACAGUCGUCUUCAGCUUUGUAAGUCAGGUGUUGAUUGGUUGAUAAGCCCAUCUUCACGACCAGACUCAGGAAGCUGAAGUCAUGGCGGACAAACAAGACAUGGUGACGCCGGCCCCGGCAGCGGCCCCGCCUUCGAAGAACACCCCCGAAAACACGGCCGCCGUGGACUCGGCCGCUGAGGACAACACCGACCCCAGCAAGACGCAUAUCAACAUCGUCGAGCAUGCCCGUUCGGCUGCCCACAAGGAGCGUACCAUGACCCUCCGCCAGGGCAUCAAGCUCUAUCCCAAGGCCAUUUUCUGGAGUAUCCUCAUCUCCACAUGUAUUGUAAUGGAGGGAUAUGACAUCUCUCUCGUCAAUAACUUUUAUGCCUUCCCGCAGUUCAACAAGAAGUAUGGCGUCCUUGGUGAUGAUGGAGAAUACCAGGUACCGGCUGCGUGGCAAGCUGGUCUGAGUAACGGAGCCCAUUGUGGUGAGAUCAUUGGUCUUUUCAUUAACGGAUGGAUCUCUGAACGAUUUGGUUAUCGUUACACUGUCAUGGCCUGUCUUGUCUGUGUAGCUGGCUUCACAACCAUCUUCUUUACCGCUCAGAACGUUCAGACCCUGCUUGUUGCUGAGAUACUUUGUGGUAUUCCGUGGGGUAUCUUCCAAACAUUGACCAUCACCUAUGCAUCUGAGGUUUGUCCUGUUGCUCUGCGUGGGUACUUGACGACGUAUGUCAACUUCUGCUGGGGCCUUGGCCAGGAGAUCGGCAUAGGCGUCAUUCACGCCAUGCUCAAGCGCGACGAUGAAUGGGCGUACCGCAUUCCAUAUGCUCUCCAGUGGAUGUGGCCCUUGCCGCUCCUCAUUGGCAUCUUUUUUGCGCCCGAAUCGCCGUGGUGGCUGGUCCGAAGAGGUCGCACCCAGGAUGCUAAGGAGGCAUUACUUCGCUUGACCAGUCUCGACCGCGAGACUGACUUUGACGCCGACGAAACUAUCGCCAUGAUGGUACAUACAACUGCCCUUGAAGAGAAGAUCACAUCUGGUGCAAGUUACUGGGACUGCUUCAAGGGCACCGACCUUCGCCGUACCGAGAUCGUAUGCAUGAUCUGGGCCAUUCAGAACCUAAGCGGCAAUUCAUUCUCCAACUAUUCCACCUACUUCCUUGAACAGGCUGGACUAUCAGCCGACAAGGCAUAUUCAUUUGCCCUUGGCCAGUACGGCAUCAAUAUGGCCGGAGUUUUUGGUGCUUGGGGUCUUAUGACUUUGGGUAUUGGCAGACGAUCCUUAGUUCUCUAUGGUCUCUGCGGUCUUUGUUCCAUGUUGCUCAUCAUGGGUUUCCUUGGUCUAGUGCCCGAGGCUCAUCGAAGUCAAUCAUCGCUAGCCACAGGCUGUAUGAUGAUUGUAUGGGCGCUGUUCUACCAGCUGACCAUUGGAACUGUAUGCUAUUCUCUUGUGGGAGAAUUGUCAUCUCGGCGUUUGCAGAUCAAGACAGUUGUUCUUGGCCGUAACCUCUACAACGUCGUGGGCAUUAUCAACAGCGUUUUGACUCCUUAUAUGCUAAACCCCACAGCCUGGGAUUGGGGUAAUUAUGCGGGAUUCUUCUGGGGCGGUAUUUGCUUCUUGUGCAUCAUCUACACCUUCUUCCGCUUACCAGAGCCAAGUGGGCGCACAUUUGCGGAGCUCGACGUGCUUUUUGAGCGAGGUAUCAGCGCAAGGAAGUUCGCGUCUACUGAGGUGGAUGUAUUCCAUGAGACCGUGGAGGAGAAUGUCAUGAAUCGGUACGAAGAACUCGCGGACGCACCCUCCGAGAAGGUCCACGACAAAGCAUAGGUUGGCAGAUUAUAACUGCUCAGCCCCCUACGCACUCUGACCCCAGUGCAAGAGAUGAAUAAUGUUGUCGAGAUGAUUAUACUCCAACCUUGCAAAUAUCCCAGCAAAGCAUCAGAUGUUCAGCUGAAAUGCGCCACAUGCAAGAUGAAGAGAUCUUGCUAAGGGGAUAUCUCGGAUCUUGGUCGGCAUUGACAUUUGCCUUGGCACUUGCAUCACAUCGGCGUUGGCGUUUGGGAGUAAGUUCCAUAUCCUUAUGGACUUGCAAAAUGUAGUUGCAAAAAACGGGAGGCUCCAGUAUGUGAUUUAGUAGAAGACGUCACGAUAAUUGACUUAAUGAUUCCCUUGGUAGAUGCUGUAUU